This is a messenger RNA of Grosmannia clavigera kw1407, 4059 nucleotides long. Its product is annotated as peroxisome biosynthesis protein, pas1. NCBI's taxonomy places the organism in Eukaryota, Fungi, Ascomycota, Sordariomycetes, Ophiostomatales, Ophiostomataceae. Gene Ontology annotation, cellular component: cytosol; peroxisomal membrane; peroxisome. Gene Ontology annotation, biological process: protein import into peroxisome matrix. The transcript is spliced from 4 exons. Gene Ontology annotation, molecular function: ATP hydrolysis activity; ATP binding. Bases 1 to 4059 code for a protein of 1352 amino acids. The record is from RefSeq and is a predicted model, not a curated record.
AUGGCGCCGCGAAAGAACACGCAAUCCACGGCGGCGGAGCUGUCGCUGGUCCAACUGCAGAAGUGCUUUGUCAACCUGCCGUCGUCGCUGGUGAACGUGUUGAUGAACAUUGACACGCCGAUUCAAAAUGUCAUCAUCGAGCUCAGCUACCGCGCGCCCGCGCCGCCACGCGCCGACGGCUCUGGCCCGUCUCCCACGACGCAACAGCGGUCUAUCUUUGUCGGAUGGACGGGCAUGCCCAGCCGGCGAAAGAUGGCACCACUGCUAGGCCGCGACGGCCUCGCUAGCACACGGGCAGGCGCUGCCGGUCGCGAGCAGGAGAUCGCCGUCGUCGAGCUGGACGCGACCUUUGCCAACACUCUCGGCAUGCGCGACGGCCAAAAGGUCACGGCCACCAUCCAUUUGGAGCCGCGACUGGCACACACGAUCCACAUUGAGCCCCUGACGCCCGACGACUGGGAGAUGGUCGAGCUGCACGCCACCUUUCUCGAGAUCAAUCUCAUGAACCAGAUUCGCGCUCUGCCCAACCCAGCCGCCACCACGGCCGCCAACACCAACCACCCCCUGACUCUCCACCUUUCGCCGACCUCGACCGCUAACGUCAAGGUCCUCUCGCUCGAGCCGCCGCUGCCUCCUGACGUGCUGUUUGCCAAAGUCGCCCCCGAUGCCGAGGUCAUCGUCGCCCCCAAGACUCGACCCAAGCCGUCCCGGAGCGGCCGCGAGAACCGCAGCGUCACCAGCACGUCCAAGCGCAGUGGCACCAGCACAGCCCGUGGCCGCAGCGCCCGUGAGGAGCGCAAGCCCGCCCUCUUUCUGCGCGCUGUCGACCAACCAGCAACACGCAUCGUCGUUCAGCUUUGGCCCUGGGACGACCCGCCCAACGGACAGACGGCGGCGCUAUCACCAGCGCUGUGCUCGGCGCUGGGCUGCCAGGGUAUCGUGGGCGGCAUCGUGAAGAUCGAACCGGCGAUGGCACCCCUAGCAACCAAGCUGGUGCACAAGGUCAAGAUCUUCCCGUUCGGCGAUAUCAGCUUGAAGCAGACCACAGCGCUUAAGAUCGGUGGAGAGGCACAGCUCGAGAAGGAGGAGACGAUGCAGCGGAUCAAGUCCCUGUACGGCGGCAAGGCGGCCCAUGGUGUCAUGCAGGGCCCUCUGACUGACGGCCUGGUGCUUGGACUGCCAGCAGCAGGAGCGACAGCAGCGACAGCAGAUUGGACCGGAGGCAUCGUAAAGCUGGGGACCGAGGCGGCCCAGGGCACCCACGAGCCGUCGACCCGGUGGAUUCUCGGGUCGGCAGUGGCCAACGCGGCGUUUGAGAUGCAGGCGCCAAUACCGAAGCCGUCGUGGGUGCAGGAGGCCGAGUCGGAGGCAGCAGCGGCAGCCGUGGCCGAGUCGGGAUCCGAUCUGAAGCUGCAGCCGCUGGUAGGUAUCGACGCGAUCCUGGCGGACCUGCGCGAUCAUCUCUCGCACGGUUCGUCUGUGCUCCUAACCGGCUCACUGGGAUCAGGAAAGUCGUCGGUGGCACAGCACGUGGGGUCGGCGCUGAAGAAGAGCGAGUUCUUCCACGUGACGUAUGUUCCGUGCCGGAAGCUGGUCAACGAGGAGAGCCGAAUCGCGGCGAUUAAGGAGAGCCUCGGACGGGUGUUUAUGGGGGCCAGCUGGGGCGCGCGGUUGGGCGGCAAGGCGGUAGUGGUCCUGGACGACCUGGACCGACUGUGUCCGGCCGAGACAGAGCUAGUGGUGCAGAGCGAGGAGGGACGCAGCCGGCAGCUCAGCGAGGGCGUGUGCGGGCUGGUGCGCCAGUACUGCGGCCGUGACGGCGGGGUGGUGGUGCUGGCGACGGCGCAGGGCAAGGACAGCCUGCACAACGUCGUGGUGGGUGGCCAUGUGGUGCGGGAGAUUGUCGAGCUCAAGGCGCCCGACAAGGAGGCGCGCCGGAAGAUGAUGGAGCAGUUUGCGCGGCAGAACGCGGUGGAGGCCAAGACCGACGACAACGAUGAUGGUGGCGACAACGACAACGACGACGACAACAACAGCAGUCGACCGGUGACGGCAGACGGCCGGCCAGACGGCAGCGAAGACGGCUGGAUGAUGGAGGGAGGCGGUGGAGGGGGUUCCCGACGCAAGAACAAGAAAGGGAACCAGAGAGGAAGAAGCAGCAGAGACAGAGAGAGCAAAGGCACGUUUGUGCUGCAGGAAGACCUGGACUUUCUCGAUGUGGCCGGUGAGACAGACGGGUUUAUGCCGGGUGACCUGCAGCAGCUGGUGGCACGGGCAAAGAACGAGGCGCUGGUGCGGACGAUCCGAGAGGCAGUGGCCAGUGGUGGUGGUGGUGGCGGUGGCAGCGGCAGAUUCGAGGAUGACUCGGACGCAGACGCAGAGCUGAUGGUGCCGUUGGGCCGAAUCGACUUUGUCCGAGGCCGGAAGGGAUUCACACCGACAUCACUGCGUAACGUGGCGCUGCAGCAGGCGAGGACGACAUUUGCAUCGAUCGGCGGGCUCGGCGAGACGCGACGUGUGCUGCUGGAGACGCUGGCCUAUCCGACACGAUACGCCCCCAUCUUUGCACAAUGUCCGCUGCGGCUGCGCUCCGGACUGCUGCUGUACGGCUUUCCCGGCUGCGGCAAGACGUUGCUGGCCGGUGCCGUUGCUGGCGAGUGCGGGCUCAACUUUAUCAGCGUCAAGGGCCCCGAGAUCCUCAACAAGUACAUUGGCGCGUCCGAGAAGAGCGUGCGCGACCUGUUUGCCCGCGCCCAGGCAGCUCGACCGUGUGUCUUGUUCUUUGAUGAGUUUGACGCCAUCGCCCCGAAGCGUGGUCACGAUUCGACCGGCGUGACUGACCGCGUCGUCAACCAGCUGCUGACCCAGAUGGAUGGUGCCGAGGGCCUCUCGGGCGUCUAUGUCCUGGCUGCCACUUCGCGUCCGGACCUCAUCGACCCAGCCCUGUUGCGGCCCGGCCGUCUGGACAAGUCGCUGCUCUGCGACAUGCCCGAUCGCGAUGACCGUGUCGACAUUGUGCGCGCCCUCGUGCGCAAGGCCCGCGUCGACGACGACGUCCUGACCAACAACAGCCCCACCACCGAUGCCCAUUGGGCCGACAUCGCCCGCCGCACCGACGGCUUCUCCGGUGCCGACCUGCAGGCCCUCGUGUCCAACGCCCAGCUCGAGGCCAUCCACGACGCGCUCGAGGACGACGGGGCUGCCGCGACGACAGCUGCUGCAGCCGGAUCAAAGCGCGGCAAGAAGGCCACCCGAGACGGUCCCGGCAGCUUUGUCACUUUCCGGUAUGGCGACGAGGGCGAUGAGGCCAACGGCGGCGGUUCUGCCAAGCAAAAGGCCGUCCCGCGCUCGUCUGCGCUGGCCGAACGUGCCGCCAUUGCCGCCAAGCUCGAGAGCAUCAAGCGGACGCAGCGACGCGAGCGGUCGACCAAGAGACUGGGUGCUGGCGGCCGUCCGACCACAGCCAACACGAUCACCAACGGCAACGUCAACGGCGACGGCGACGGCGACUCCAAGGAUGCUGAAGUCGUCAUCGGCUGGAAACACCUGCUGCGCGCCCUCGAGGCCACGCGGCCCAGCAUCAGCGCCGAGGAGCGUCGCCGGCUUGAGCGCAUCUACCGCGAGUUCGUCGUCGGUCGCAGCGGCGAGAUGCGUGACGGCCAGGGCAGCAUGGCCAUUGAUAUCACUGCCGGCACGCAGAUGCAAACGUCCGUCAGUGCCAAUAGGAAUGGCCGGCACCUCACUGCCACAUGCAAGGCCGCUCACAUCGACGGCGUGGACGGCAUACGAAGCUGCCUCGUCGACGGGCAGCUUGCGCGCCCGAACGCUGGAUUGUGGUACGGCUGGAUCGCGCACUCCCCCAUCCUCGCUGCCAAACGUAAUGAAAAGCUCCAGUUCGUUCGUAGCGUAGCGACGAGCCCCAGUUGGCCGGCUGCCUGUAGAGUGGAAGACGACGUCGUAGGGCGUAUCAUUGUGCCCUUCCUGGCCAUGCCCAACCGCAAUUUGCUGAACAGUGGCGUCGCUAUCACUACCACUAUCGGCCUUGUCCUGGCUUCCUGA